Molecule: messenger RNA, 857 nt
Organism: Chaetomium strumarium
Lineage: Eukaryota; Fungi; Ascomycota; Sordariomycetes; Sordariales; Chaetomiaceae
Exons: 1
Coding region: 171-797 (208 amino acids)
Source: RefSeq, a predicted model, not a curated record
GGUGGUUCAAGAUGCAUGCUCGGAAGAAGCACAGCAAGGGUCCAGCAGGCCAUUAACGACUCAGGGUGACCCUAGCAGCGCAGCUACAAGGCUACCUCUUCUGGAUUUGCCCGGCAUCGCUCAAGGAGCACUAGUCGUGGCCGCUCGGGGGCCACCGCUCCGGAGAACGCAUGAAAGAUCGGGGCGAGACAAACUCUGUUGUCGCUCCAUCGCCCCCUUCCCAUGUCCGGCUCUCGAACGAACACAGCAACGAUCCACGCAGCCCAUACACUGUGGAGAUGCUUGAGGAUGGAAAUCGCAAUCACAUCGGACUUGUGAGCUCCGCCGAGCAAGAUCUCUCAACGCAGAAUGCCCGCCGGCCGUCGGAUGAGAGCGGAACCAGGAUAACCGCUCCGUCGCGCGCGCAUGCUCCAGAUUGGCCCACACGUUUCCAAGCUCACGCACCGACCUCCUUACCGUCGCCUGGUGCAUUGUUGACUGGUGUUGGCCGGGAACGAUGUAGUGAGCGACAUCUUGCCUCUGGAACAUCUUUGCCAAGCUUCGACUCCCUCUCUCAGGCGCCACUGCAGCCCUUCGGGGGUCCACUUCCCAAAAUCAACCUCCCCCGCCUCCUUCCCAAGACGAACGGCUAUGAUCAUAACAGUAAAAGCAACCUGGCCGGCCGUGACGGCCUGUAUUCUUGUCCGGUUUGCGGUCGAGGGUUCAAUCGCGUGGUUAUCAUGGAGAGGCAUCUAAGGGUGCAUGGUAUCAGACCACCACCACCGAGGGAGGGAGAGGGAAGACUGGCAGUGGUUUGAUACGCACACACACACACACAAUUUAUUCCGCCCGGCGGGCUUAACCCGAAAGGGCAACUA